Molecule: messenger RNA, 330 nt
Organism: Suillus discolor
Lineage: Eukaryota; Fungi; Basidiomycota; Agaricomycetes; Boletales; Suillaceae
Exons: 5
Coding region: 1-330 (109 amino acids)
Source: RefSeq, a predicted model, not a curated record
AUGUCAAGACCGUCAUCUGCAACUGUCGAGGCUGUCUGUGCGGCUUAUCCGCCAGAGUGGCAGAAGACGAUGGAUAAACUCACGCAGGUGAAGCAGUGCCACGAAGCGGAACUAGCACAGAGUCGACAAGAAGGGUUCAUGGAAGCAGAGCAGGCUGCAGAUGAGCGGUUUGCCGAGUACAGUGGGCCGCGGAUGAACAACUGCACAAAAUACAGGCCAAAAAUGAACAACUUCGUGCAAGACUUGCAGCCUUGGAGGGCCGAACAACUGUUAUUUGAUUCAGAAGGCCUUGCGCAACUUUGCCUGCGUUCUUCAUUUCAUGUUCCUUGA